UUGUUUUAAUUUUAUUCUGAUUUUGAUGUUUGUAUUAUGUUUUGAUUGAUGUUUGUUUUUAAUUCUGAUUUUUAUUUUGAUGUUUAUUUCGGUGCCUUUUCGUGUGUUUUUAUCGUAUGUUGUGUUGAUUUGUUUGAUUUCAAGUUUACAUUGUUUCGUUGAUGUUACUGUUAUAAUUAUUAACGUCUAUCAUCGUGGGCCAACAACCCACAGAAUGCCUGACUGGGCUCGUCAUAUAUUUUUAGUGUUAAUGCCUCGUCUACUGUGCAUGAAGCGUCCAAAAGCAACAAUUAGUAGCUUAACAAAAAGAAUUAGCAGCAAAAGUAUAACAACCAUUCCCGGGAUUGGGAAAUUUGAUGAAACAAUUUCUCAAAAAAUACAUCACCAACACUGUCCCGAAGGGAGAAUUAAAGGAGCUAUACACGAACCAGAAGAGACUGGGGACCCAAUAAUUAAAAAUGGAUUUCCUUUGAGUUUAGAAGCUGCUAAAGCUGUAGAGGCUGUUGAAUAUAUUACCGAACAUUUACGACGUGAAGAGGACCAUAAAAUUCAUCGAGAUGAUUGGAGAUUUGUUGCGAUGGUAAUUGACCGAUUCCUCCUAUACAUUUUCUUUGGAGUUACUUUGGGUGGAACUAUAGGUGUUUUAUUUUCUGCACCAACAGUUUUUGAAUCGGUAGACCAACAAGCUAUUCUUCAAAGAUUAAUACAUGCUUAUGAAAGUGGAAGACAACUUUAA
This is a messenger RNA of Meloidogyne enterolobii, 736 nucleotides long. The record is from the annotation of a GenBank genome assembly. Lineage: Eukaryota; Metazoa; Nematoda; Chromadorea; Rhabditida; Meloidogynidae.